Messenger RNA from Limulus polyphemus (Atlantic horseshoe crab), 631 nucleotides. It is a transcript of the gene ND-B8, whose product is annotated as NADH dehydrogenase [ubiquinone] 1 alpha subcomplex subunit 2-like. Bases 148 to 432 code for a protein of 94 amino acids. NCBI's taxonomy places the organism in Eukaryota, Metazoa, Arthropoda, Merostomata, Xiphosura, Limulidae. The transcript has 3 exons. The record is from RefSeq and is a predicted model, not a curated record.
UCCACAGAGGUCUCUUUUAGGAGUCUAUACUCUAUACCACAGAACUCCAUGUACUAUCAUUACUAGCAGUUCGUUUUGCUCUAAACAUAGAAUUUGGAAUUUUUUGCAAGCGAACUGUGUCUUGAAAGCAAAAGGUGAGAAUUCUUCAUGGCUGGGUCAAAUGUUUUAAAGUUUGGAGCUCAUCUCAAGGAACUGAGAUUGCAUCUUUGUCAGAAGUCAACUCAUAGCAAGGGUGUUCGUGAUUUUAUUGAAAAGUUUUACGUACCUUUGAAGAAGAAUAAUCCUAGAUUUCCCAUUUUAAUUCGUGAAUGCAGUGGAGUUCAACCUAAAAUCUAUGCGAGAUAUGAGCAUGGAAAGGAAACCAGUGUAUCACUUGCAGAUAUGAAUGAUAAUCAAGUUUUUCAGACUUUGGAAAAGUUAUCAACAAAAUGAAAAUGGUAAAGUGAAGAUUUAAGUAAGAUAAUGAAAACACUGAAGAUGUGAAGGUUUAAAUUUUACAGAAUUACUAUGUAGUAACUACAAAACCAGAAAAAACAACAACUGUAAAAUAUAUUAGAAGAUGCUUUAGGCAUCCCAGUUAUGAGAGAGUAUUAUAGUAUGUUGCAAAUAUAAAUUAAAUUUUGAAAAUGCC